Messenger RNA from Prorocentrum cordatum, 3498 nucleotides. The record is from the annotation of a GenBank genome assembly. NCBI's taxonomy places the organism in Eukaryota, Dinophyceae, Prorocentrales, Prorocentraceae.
GCGCCCACCGCCGGAUGGCCUCCCCUGGCGGGCCCACUACGAGAACGAACCAACUCACGCGUGCACGUGCCCUCGCUAUUAGCAGCGGCGGGGCUGCUUGACCAGCAGGAGGCGGCGGGAUGGAGCACGCACCCGCUCACGCACGACUGGUGGCAGCCGACAGUGGAGGCCUUGCAGCAAGCGGACCCCGUGCCAGCCGAGACCUUCGCCCAAGGGCUGGAGUUCGCAGGGGCCAGCCCAGGGGCGAUAUAUGCCGUGAUCGCCGCUGGGGGCGGAGCACGCCCUGGACACGUGCACCUGCCGCCUGCGGUCAGAGCGCUGGCGGACAGCGCUGGCUACAUCGACAACCUCGCCCAGGACCUCUUGCUCGAGCUCUUCGGGGGGGUCGUGCUGGCGCGGGGGGUCGACCGGCGCGCAGACGAGCUCCGCGACCCGGCCAGGAGAGAGGCGGGGCAGCAAAGGAUCCCCAAGGAGCAACUCCUGGAGAGGUUCACCCGCUUCGAGGCUGGAGACUGGGCGCAGCUUCUGACGGAAGCACAGCCGGGCCCGCCGCGCAGGCCGCCCGAGCGAGACGCGAACGGGCAGAGCAGGGCGCCCGAGGCACGACGGGGCCGGGCGCCAGACGAAAACGAGGAGCUCCGCAGCCGCUGCGAGAGGGCCCGCGAGCUGAUCCGCCUCGGCGAGGUCUCGGCGGCGCAGCAAGCGCUGACAGCGAGCGCGGUGGCACCAGGCACACAGGCCACUCUGGACGAACUCCGGGACCCGGCACGCCGCCUGCAGCAGCCGAGAGAGCAGCUCAGCGAGCGAGCCGCCCGCGCGCCGCCGCAAGGCCUCGCCAGCCUGGAACCAGACCGCCUCCUCACGAACGUGCGCAGGAGUCGCCGGGGCGCUGCGCCGGGCCCCUCAGGGAUGACGGGAGAACACUUGCAGACGCUGCUGGACGACGAGCACUGCUGCGACCUCCUGCACCACGCUGCCACGCUCCUUGCGAGGGCGGAAAUCCCUGGCCCCGUGGCAGAGGCCCUCCGGCUCGGCCGCCUCACGGCGCUGCGCAAGAGCAACGGGAGGGCGCGAGGCAUUGUGACCGGCGACGUCUUCAGGAUACCACACGUCGGGGACCUGCAAUCCUCGUGGCUCCUGCUCAGCAUGUGCGCCAACCCCCGGGCCAACUUCUUCCUGAGGGCGCUGGCUCCCGAGGACACGGCCGCCUUCGCCGCAGCGCACGACGACAACCUGGCCAACGCGCUCGCCGACUUGCUGGAACUCCCGCAAGAAGCUGUCGCAGAAGGCACGUCAGCGCGCCAACGCUGCCAACUGCCGCUUUGCAUGGGGGGGCUCGGCCUGCGAAGCGCGUCCAGGACGGCGCCGGCGGCCUGGUGGGCUUCCUGGGCAGACUGCGCGCAGAUGCUCCGCGAACGCUGCCCCGAGCUCACAAACCAGAUCUGCGCUGCACUGAGCGAGCUGGACCGGGGCCCGCUGCCGGCCGCUCCCGGGUGCUUACAACAAGCCAGCAGGGCAAAGGAGCACCUCUCGGCGCACGGCUUCGCCGCGCCCAACUGGCACGACCUUGCGCAGGGCCCUGGCCCGGCCGGCUCCGCUCCGUGCCCGGGCAAGGCCGCCCGCGAAGGGGCGCGCUGGCAGGCGGCUAGCGGGUGGGCCGGCGGAGUCUGCGAGCAGCACUUCAGCCAGGAGGGCCGGCGCGGCCCGCGCCUUCUGCUUGGCAAGCAGGCGUACCAGCUGGAGGGAAUCGCGGCCCCACCUGCCUCCGACCUCGCAGGUGUGCGGGAGGAGCGGCAGUGGGAGCCUGAGGCGCCGGCGCAGGGCUGCCAGGGCAGCGGCGGCGAAUCCAAGCAGGUCCAUGGACUCUUCGUGCUCCAGCAGCGGCUUGAGGUGCUCAACGCGGACCCCCGACGGGCCGUUCGCGUGCUGGUCUCCAGGCAGCUCCGGCUCCUGGGGCGCCUCUGGCGGUGGGAGCGGCGGCGGAGGCGCCGCGUCUACCCAGAAGCUUGGGUUGCGCAGCUCGUUUGUGCGUGCGUCAACUCCUCGUGCGAGCACGCCGCCGCCGAAGGCUUCGAGGAGGAGGUCUUGCACCAGCGGCUGUAUGUAGCCGGUGCUGCUGUGCGCCACUGCCUGGACGACUGGCGCAAAGGAUACGUGCCCUGGGCGCUCUCCUCCGUCUGCAGCAAGCACCGCUGGUACUUCCCCGGGCCGAGCGUCGACGGCGCCAAAGUGGUCCGGCACGGCUGGCGCGCCAAGCUGAAACCCUGCGGCUUGUACCCGGAGCAGAACACGUGGUGGGGUCUCUUCCUGCGACGGGAUUGGCGCCGCGCCGCCGGGUCCUGGGUGGCUGGCCUCGCCCACUCGAACGCCUCGGUAACCCCAUCGCGCGUCGCGGCGGCUUUUGGAGGGGUUGCGCUGGUGCUGCUGCUCGUGGUGGUGCACGUCGUGGUGGUCUUGGUCGCUGCGUUGUGCUGUGCGCUGGUGUUCUUGCGCGUGGUGCUGGUCGCAGUCGUGGACGUUGUUGCCGCUGCGGUGCUCCUCGUCGCGCUGGUGUUGCUGCGCGUGGUGUUGGUGGUCGCGGUGGUCGCUCUGCUGGUGCAACAUCGUGGGCUGCCACUGGACGGAAGUGGCAUCCUCGUGUUGGCCACGCUCUGCGGUCCCCUUGCUGGCGUUGGCUCGGCAGCGUUCCUCUUCCGCUGGCGGGCGCGUUGGCGUGCGCUCGGCUGCAGGGUCGGGCUGUCCGUCUCCAGCGUCCCCACCCCGGCCUGCCUCAUGACGGUGGAACCGGUCCUCGAGGUAGGUCUGUCGCCUGGAGAAAGCUUCCUGCUGCCGCAUGGUCUCGGCAUGUUCGUGGUAGGUGACCACAGAGCGGCGUGCCCAAGGGCAGGGGUGCUCAAGAAGAGAUCCAUCCCAUUGGAGAAAGCGGCUGCACGUAUCUGCCGCGAGGCCGGGGGCCGAGUCGCAGAGAACCAGCUCCUGCGAGACCUCAACGUGGACGGCGUCGACCCCCGCGACGGGCGCAAGAUCGAGGUCAUCGCGAACGGCCUGCCGCUCUGGGGAGGAGCGCAGCUGGCGAUUGACGCGACCCUGGUGUCGCCAGUCCGCACCGACGGCACCGCGCAGCCCAGAGCCGCGGACGAGGACGGAGUCCAGCUCGCGGUCGCGCGGGGCCGGAAGGAAGCGACCUACCCCGAGCUCAUCGGGUCAAGGAGAUGCCGAUUGGUGGUGCUGGGCUUGGAAGUCGGCGGCAGGUGGUCCGAGGAGGCCCUGACCUUCGUCCGGCUGCUCGCCAGGACCAGAGCCCGCAGCGCGCCGCAGCGACUCCGAGCGUCGGCGCGGGCGGCGUACCUACACCGCUGGACAGGCUUGGCUGCGGUCGCGGCCCAGAGAGCGUUCGCGGCCACGCUGCUGGAGCUGCCGCCGCACACCCUGGCCGUCGACGGGGACAAGCCGCACCUCGCCGACCUCCUGGCGGACGCCCGCUACACGGAGACGCCG